AUGGAGCAGAUGUCUUCUACAAAGCUCUUCCUGAACUUUUCAUUUGUGUUACUACGACGGGAAUCGUGGAAUGAAGAGCGUAAAAACGAGAGAAUCGGUGCUAUUGACGAUAUGCUUGCUGAAUUAUGCGAAAGAAACGCAAUCCGUCCACUUGCAUUAGAAAGUCUUCCUGGCUAUCAGUUGCAAAUGGAACCUUUCGAGGAACUCGAUGAUGAAUUGGGUAAUAUUUUUGAAGAAGAACACCCGUAUAGUGUCAGCAUAUCAAGUACGUUUUUACCAAAAUGUGAUUAUAACUAA
Molecule: messenger RNA, 297 nt
Organism: Cylicostephanus goldi
Lineage: Eukaryota; Metazoa; Nematoda; Chromadorea; Rhabditida; Strongylidae
Source: the annotation of a GenBank genome assembly